AUGCGGCGCCGCCGAGCCCGACCGGCCUACGCCGGCGUCGGCGUCGCGGGCGCGGGCGCGUCGUCUGCGGCGGCGGGUGGCCUCCUCCCCGCGUCGUCGUACGCGGGCCACGUGUACGCGCCCGUGCCCGCGCCGUUCCCCAUCGCCUCGCACAGCUCCAGCGGGCUGCAGUACUACGCGCCCCACCCCCACGAGGGAACAGCGGCGGUGUCGGCGGGGGCGGGGGCGGCGACGACGGCGACGGGCGAGGCCAGCAGCGCGGGCGUCGUGCUGGCCCCGCGCGCGCGCUACGCCACGCACCAGGCGGCCGAGCAGCCCGGCGGCGCCGGCCGCGACGACCUGAUCGACAUGCUCAACUGGAGGAGGGGCACCCAUGGCACCACGGCCUCGGCGGCCGCCACCACCGCGUCGCCAGCCAGCACCACCACCACGCUCACCACCUCCUGCGCCGGCGCCGGUGCCGACGGCGGCAGCAGCAACAACGACGCCGGGGGGGAGCUCGACCUCAACCUCAGCCUCUAG
Messenger RNA from Miscanthus lutarioriparius, 522 nucleotides. The record is from the annotation of a GenBank genome assembly. NCBI's taxonomy places the organism in Eukaryota, Viridiplantae, Streptophyta, Magnoliopsida, Poales, Poaceae.